GACAUUACGACAUGACGCACACGUUUUGUUGACAUCCAGCGUGAGAAAAAUGGCCUCUACGUGGGAAAUACGUUUAACGGUGGUAUAUUUAAGCGUAUUGUGUGUCCUGGCCAACGCACAAUCGAAACAAAUAACCACGGAAACAGUCGUGUUAAAUGUGACAGCGGUUAGUGAAACUAACCAGACUCAGUACAGUGUACAGAUAAAUUUAACUCUAGGUCUUUCGGACAAUGAAACAUUCAUUAAUGGAGCUCCUCUCAAGCCUUCAGGAGUCACAAGGAUGACAUGUCCUGCUCUUUUGUUGGAUGGUUCUAACGUGAGCUCUACUAAUCUGGAGGAGGGGUUGGUCAGCAGUGAGCUGAGGCUGAUGGGUAAUCAGUCAUAUGUUCAGAGUGAUGCUGGAGAGCAGCUUCUUUUACUCGUCCUGAGUCAGGAGAUAAUCCAGCUGGCAGAUGAAAAGGUCCAGCAGCCAGAUGCAUAUGAGGUGGAGAUCCUGUGGAACCAGAGCUCUGAGGAGAUCACACAGGUGACCAAUAUUUACCCUUCAACAAGAAGCAAGCUCUCAGACAUCCCACGAGAGAGUGACGUCUUGGUGACUAAUGCGUCCAUUCAUAAUACAGUUGAAGACCAAGUGCUUAACACCACCAGCCACUAUCUACUCAAACAUGCAGAGACCACGCAGGAGGAGAUUGCCGCUCCGGGGAAACUCCCUGAAACUCCCUUGAGGAUGGACCCUGAAACCUUGUAUGAGUCUAGAGAGGAAGAGGAAAGGACUGCAGAUUCCUUGCUGCUUGGGCCUCCUCUAAGCGGGACCAUGUCCUCCUACAGUGUGGCAUGUCAGUGGGUCGAGAGGCUGAGGGAUAAACUGAGGCGCUUCUGGUCUGAUUCUGUCCCGCUCUUCUUCUUGAUCAUGUGGGUGGUGGUGGUUGGUAUUGCAGGUUCGGCGGUCAUCAUUAAGAUCCUGGAUCUUCUGUUCCCAUCCUGUGAACACAGGGGAUUUUUUCAUCUGAAUCCAGAGACUCUGAUGCCAGAUGAUGAAAAACAGAGGCUAAUAGAUAACAUGGAUGGAGAAACGACAGAAAAAAGCGUUUUGAUAGAAAAGUGAUGGAUGUUCUCAUCAGUUUGGUUAUGUUGCUUUAUUUGGUCGUCAAUACCAAUGAUUUCAAUGUAGCACUUUAAAAGAAAAAAUAUUCCCCAACGUUUCCUAAUGAUCCACAUAUCUGUCUGUUUAACAGCAUAAUGAGCAAAUUACUAUUUUUAUUUUUCACUACAUUGUGAAGUGGAAUGGUAAAGGUGCACAAAUUUAAAUAAGCAGUCCCUGAAAUGUCCCUGCCUUUUCCCCACUAAAGUGUAUGUUUUAUGCUUAUAGUAGGAAUUGAUAUUGCCUGUUGUAUGGAAAUGACAUUAUACCAUUACUGACAAUUAAAGGGUAUAGCACUAAAAAAAAAUGGACAAACAGUCCAUUAAAGUUAAUGUAAAAAAACAUCCAAAAUCUUAGCAGCUGAUUUUCAGCUGUCCAUUUUAUUUAAAUGGAUUAUUUCUUACUGGGGGUCUUAUUAAAUGGCCUGUAAGAAAUUCUGUCGCUUAAUGUUAAUAUUCAUGUUGCUUCAGAUAUUGCCUGUUACGUUAAGCAUGUAAGCCUUCGACCUGCCUUAGAUGAAUGAAAUGAAGACUUGUACACUUUGUCCUGAGCAAUCUGUCAAAGUAUUCCCCGUGGCAUUAGAACAUUUCAAGCAUUAUACUUGAGCAUUUGAAACAUUUCAAAAGGAUCCUUGCAUUUCAUUGUAGCCCUGUCAUUGUCUGUUAAUGAAACCAGGUGUUAUUCUGAUGCAUGUUAUGACUUGUUUUUCCUCUCAGUUUGUUACAUGAGUAAAUCCUGCACAAAUGA
Molecule: messenger RNA, 1888 nt
Organism: Carassius auratus (goldfish)
Lineage: Eukaryota; Metazoa; Chordata; Actinopteri; Cypriniformes; Cyprinidae
Product: glycoprotein integral membrane protein 1-like
Exons: 8
Coding region: 50-1105 (351 amino acids)
Source: RefSeq, a predicted model, not a curated record